CACCGAGCUGGGAAGCGCCCCCUCCUCCCCGGCCUUCACCUGGGAUAGAGUAACGAAGUAAGAAAACAUGCCAACAAAGGAAAGAAGGCUAUGAGAAAAGAGACAUAGAUACUACCUCAAAAAUAAACAAAUGAGUGGGGACAGAGAUGGAGGAGCAGGGAUCUGUGCAACCCGAGAGAUUGGAAUUUAGAGGGGGAAAUUCUCGUGCGGUCCAAGCUGAGAUGACUAGAGAGCUUCUGAUUGGGGCGGAUUUGCAUCAGAUUAAGCAGGAGCCCAAGGUCAGCCAGCCUCAGGCCUCCUUCAAGGGAGCCACCGAUGCCGGCCAGUGGCCUGGAAAAGAGGCUGCGGCCUGGAUCCCCCCCAAACUCACUGAGGAUGACGAAGAGCCGAUUUCCUCUGUAAAAGUCAAGGAAGAGGUUCUGGGGGAGGAAGACGCCGCUAGCUGGGAAACAGACUGGCAACAUUUCCGGCAGUUCUGCUACGAAGACGCCGAGGGCCCCCGGGAGGUCUUCGUCCACCUCCAGGAGCUUUGCUACCAAUGGCUGAAGCCGGAGAGGCGCACCAAGGAGCAGAUGCUGGAGCUGGUGGUCCUGGAGCAGUUCCUGUCCAUCCUGCCCGAGGAGAUGCGGAGCUGGGUCAAGGAAUGUGGGCUGGAGACCUGCGUCCAGGCGGUGGCCCUGGCGGAGGAUUUCUCGCUGCGGCUGCAGGAGGCCGAGGGGCUGCAAGAAAAGGACUUGCAUCGAAUUAAGCAGGAGCCCGAGAUCAGCCAGCCUCAGGCCUCCUUCAAGGGAGCCGCCGAUGUCGGCCAGUGGCCUGGAAAAGGGGCUGCGGCUUGGAUCCCCCCCAAACUCAGUGAGGACGGUGAAGAGCCGAUUUCCUCUGUAAAAGUCAAGGAAGAGGUUCUGGGGGAGGAAGACGCCGCCGGCUUGGAAACGGACCGGCAGCAUUUCCGGCAGUUCUGCUACGAAGAGGCCGAGGGCCCCCGGGAGGUCUUCGUCCACCUCCAGGAGCUUUGCCACCAGUGGCUGAAGCCGGAGAGGCACACCAAGGAGCAGAUGCUGGAGCUGGUGGUCCUGGAGCAGUUCCUGGCCAUCCUGCCCGAGGAGAUGCGGAGCUGGGUCAAGGAAUGCGGGCCGGAGACCUGCGACCAGGCGGUGGCCCUGGCGGAGGAUUUCUCAAUGCGGCUGCAGGAGGCCGAGGGGCUGCAAGAAAAGGUUUCAUGGCCUAUGGAAGAUGCGGCUGUUAACUCCCCGAAGUCAGAAAAGGAUCCGUCGGAGAUGGUGAAUGUCCCGCUCCCACCGGAUGCUGAGGAAGAGAGCAAUGGGGAGGCCAGCUUUCUCGGCGACGAUCAAGCAUAUGAGAAUGGAGAGGAGACCUUCCCGUUUGAAAGGCAUCCGCAAGUGGGCAUCAGUGGAUCGUCCUUGGCGAGACUCAAUGGGGCAUUUCUCCAGGAUUGUGGGUUGGGCGAGAGGCCUCGAAGCGAGCAGAGCCAGGAAAGCCAUGGAGAGAGCCAAGCCGAGAUCCAGGUUUUUCUUCACAGUGAAAGCUUAGAAGGAAGCAGCUUCUCUGAGGAAAGCCAUGAGGCGAAGAGGAAAAGGGCAGUCCGUAGUUGGGGUACGGUCCUGAGUCAGAGCUUGGGCUUCCCCCGGAACCAGGAGAGGCAAAAACUCUAUACCUGCACCUACUGUGGGAAGAUCUGCAACUACAAAGCACACAUGAUCAUCCACGAGAGGACCCACACCGGCGAGAAGCCGUACAAGUGUUCGGAGUGCGGCAAGUGCUUCAGCACGAACGGCAACCUGAUGACGCACACCGUCCACACGGGCGAGAAGCCGUGCAAGUGCUCAGAGUGCGGCAAGUGCUUCAGCACGAACUCCAACCUGAUGACGCACAUGCGCGUCCACACGGGCGAGAAGCCGUACAAAUGCUCCCACUGCGGCGGGAGCUUCAGAAGCAAAACCUUGCUCAUUGUGCAUGAGAGGACCCACACGGGAGAGAAGCCCUACGAGUGCAUCAUGUGCGGGAAGAGGUUCAUCUACAGAUGCAACCUCAUCAACCACAAGCGGGUGCACAUGGGCGAGAAGCUGUUUAAAUGUUCUGAGUGUGGGCAGACCUUCAUGCACAGUGCUCAGCUUGUCAUCCACCUCCGGACGCACACGGGGGAGAAGAAGCCCUACGAAUGCCUGGAGUGUGGCAAAGGCUUCAACCAGAAAGCAGACCUUGUCAAUCACGAGAGAACCCACACCGGGGACAAGCCGUAUAAAUGCGCCGAGUGCGGGAAAAGCUUCACUUCGAGCUCUUACCAUCGGAAGCACGAGAUGUGGCAUACAGGGAAGAAGUCACAACCGCACAAGUGCUGCUACUGCAGCAAGAGCUUUGUCAGCCGGGCUAAGCUUUACACGCACGAAAGAACGCACAUGAAGAAACUAUUUGAAUGCGCCAAGUGCGGGAAAAGCUAUAACACAAGCGCUAAACUUGUCAAUCACAAACGGGUGCACACGGGGGAGAAGCCAUAUCAGUGCUCCGAUUGCGGGCAGAAGUUCAGCACGAACAUUAGUUUCGUCAGUCAUAGGCGGGUGCAUGUGGUGGAGAAGCCGUACGAAUGCUCGGAUUGCGGGCAGAGCUUCGCUCACAGAGCAUCCCUUCGCAGACACGAGAGAUUCCACUCUAGAGAGGCAAACCCGUGAGCGCUUGGAUCGUGGGCAAAAUCGUAUCCAGGGAACGUGGGAAUCUGCCUGAUACCGAGUCAGACUAUUGGUCCGGUAUUGUCUGACUGGCAGAGGCUGUGCAGAGAUUUAGGCAGGAUUUCCCCCCAGCUCUACCUGGAGAUACAAUAGAUUGAACGUAGGAUCUUCUGCAUCCUGUACUUGUAAGCGCUAAGCAACAUUAAGUGGUGCUAACCAGCAUACAAACUGCAGUUCUGAAUGAUAAACAGAAAAGGGGUAAAUGAUUUAAGGAAACGUUUUAUAUAAUGUCAUAAUAGUGCCGCAAUAUAUUUACAAUAUAACAGAAGAUUAUUAACAGUAUCAGGCACAUGAUUUAGUGCUCCGAUCACACAAAAGAAGUUUAUAAUUGUGAGGCGCUUAAUGAACACUGAAACAG
Messenger RNA from Elgaria multicarinata webbii, 3102 nucleotides. Its product is annotated as zinc finger protein 397-like. Lineage: Eukaryota; Metazoa; Chordata; Lepidosauria; Squamata; Anguidae. The record is from RefSeq and is a predicted model, not a curated record.